Molecule: messenger RNA, 744 nt
Organism: Cololabis saira (Pacific saury)
Lineage: Eukaryota; Metazoa; Chordata; Actinopteri; Beloniformes; Belonidae
Gene: rsph3
Product: radial spoke head 3
Cellular component (GO): cilium
Source: RefSeq, a predicted model, not a curated record
AUGCAAUGCAGGACUCAACACAUUGGUGGAAACAUCAUGUACGACCGUCACGUGGUCAGAGGAAGUACCCACCCCCAAGGCAUCAUUCCGCUGUAUGUAUGAGGCCUCCAUUUUUCUGUGCUUUCUGAGGCUUUCCUGGACAAACCACUCUUCAUACCUGCCAAAUCUGGUAUAGAUGUCACAACACAGAUUGAAGAGGGCGAGUUGUUUGACUUUGACAGAGAGAUCCAGUCAGUGCUGGAAGUCCUUGUAGGCAAGACGAUUGAACAGUCCCUGUUGGAGGUGAUGGAGGAGGAGGAACGCUUGAGAGCCCAGCAAAGGGUAUUUGAAGAACUCAGAAUUUGCGAGCUGCAGGAGGUGCAACGGCUGCAGGAGCAGGAGAGGCGCAAAAAUGAAGAAAAAAAAUGUAGAAUUGCCCAGCAGAAAGAGGUGCUGAAGAAAGAGAAGGAGGCUGUAGACAAGAUAUCUGCCCGGGUGUGCACUCAGCAGUAUCUGUUCAACUUACAGCUGAUGAUCCUAAACCCACUGAGAGACCAAGGUUACCUUUUCGACCCUUUUCAGAAUGAUAUUGAAACUAAUUUCUUCCCAUGGCUCAUGGCUGAUGUUGACAACUGUUUGGAGAGAAGAUACUGUGCAAGAGAGCUGCUUGACAUGUCUGUUUCAGCUAUCAUCCUUGAAGUCACCCAGAAGAGACUGGAGCAGUUCCAAGAACUGGAGACUCAGCUUCAAGAAUCAGACUCAUAA